GUUCCCACGGUGAGUAGCGGGGACUUGGGAGCUGGCAGCGCGCAGCGAAGUUCCCGGGGCCUGGCCGGGCUGUGACCGGCCGAGAGCGGGUCCAUGGGCCGAGUCCUGCCGCGCUGAGGGGGGCGGCGAUGGCCCUGGCGCUGCGCCUGCUGCUGCUGGGGGCUGCAGCCCUGCAGGGGGGGCACUCCCGCUUGCACUCCAGGCGCGUAUUGGACACGGUGGUGUCGGAGCCCAGCCCAGGGCUGCCCUGGUACAGCCGUGUUGUGUAUGUGGACGAUCAGGUCAUCUACGUCUACACCAGCGGGAUGCAGAAGGCGGAGCCUCGCACAGCGUGGAUGGCGCAGAACGAGGGUCCAGAGUUCUGGGACGAGAGGACCUGGUGGGCACAGCGCCAUCAGAAAUGGUUCAAAGCGAGUUUGAACACCCUGGGUCAGCUCUACAACCAGAGCGAGGGCUCUGUUGAGUCCAGUACCCGACCAGCCGCCAGCACCAGAGGGGCAGUGAGGCACCAGCAGGGUUGCGGUACCAUCCAUCCUGGAGGUGUUUGUUGUGGCCAGGGACUUGCUGGCAUGUUCGCUACCACCGUUGCUGGCUGUACAACAGUUGGUGUCAGCAGUGCAGGUGCUCCUACUCAGUGGUGUCUGAGAGAAGGCUUCCUCUGUUACACCAAACAGCAGCUGAUCCUGACUACGAUAUUGAGCCAGGUACAGACUCUCAGAACCUGGAGCGACAGGAUCCGACCUGCAGCACCUCAAAGGCUGAAGCUGUGCAUUGUCUCCCUGGCCUCCAUCAUUCCUUCCCUGGAUCCAGGGGAUGGGUACGCCGCCCUUGAUUUGAAAGAUGCCUAUUUCCACAUCUCUAUUUUCCGAGGCCACAGAAGGUUUCUCAGGAUCAUUGUGAACCAGGCUCAUUACCAGUUUACCAUCCUCCCAUUCAGCCUGUCAGCAGCCAAAUGGGUCUUUAUGAAAUGCAUGGUAAUAGCGGCAGCCUACCUGAGAAG
Terrapene triunguis (Three-toed box turtle) is the source of this 1000-nucleotide messenger RNA. RefSeq lists its product as uncharacterized. Gene Ontology annotation, biological process: immune response. Gene Ontology annotation, cellular component: external side of plasma membrane. The transcript has 5 exons. The annotation marks the transcript as partial. NCBI's taxonomy places the organism in Eukaryota, Metazoa, Chordata, Testudines, Emydidae. The record is from RefSeq and is a predicted model, not a curated record.